Messenger RNA from Myotis daubentonii (Daubenton's bat), 10140 nucleotides. RefSeq names its product kelch like family member 33 (gene KLHL33). The record is from RefSeq and is a predicted model, not a curated record. Gene Ontology annotation, molecular function: protein binding. NCBI's taxonomy places the organism in Eukaryota, Metazoa, Chordata, Mammalia, Chiroptera, Vespertilionidae.
ACACACACCCUCCCCCCGCCUUCUAGGGACAAGGGAGCAAGCUGUGAUGGCCUCGGAAGUGGGAGAAGGGUAUUGGGUGCUUUGUACAUGCAGCUUGUUCUCGAGUCCUCCCUACCCUCCCUUUCCUGUUCUCCUCUGGAACUUGCAGAAGAGUUGGGGCUUUUUAGGGAGAAUCCCUACCUCUAUCAGCACUGAACCAGUACAUGUCCACUGUCCACUGGCCCUGCUUGGACUGGAAUGGGAUUUGAGGCUGCCAGUGUAAAAAUACUACCCAAGAAGAGAGAGGACAAGAAUAAGACACAUUCCUUAUCCAGCUUAGCAAUUGCCCCCAACUCAAUAUCAGACCUUCCCUCUCCAAGAAGAAAACUGUUGCUAUACCAGAGAAAUGUCAUGUAGCUUCUUUCACAUUCCUUUUUUGUGUUCACUUUACUGGAUUCCUUGCUCUUCUCUUCCUCACUCCCCAACUCUAUUUCCCCUAAAACAGGAUCUGUUUUAGAACUGGUCUCCUCUCCCUUCUGAAAAUCCAUUCCUGUGCUAUCCAAAAACCUUGGAUUUACUGUGAAAGGUAGGGGUAUGACAAAAAAUGUUUUGUUGCAUCCUUCCUGGAGCCCACCCAAUCAAUUACCCAAGUGUAAGCUAUUUAAAUGUGUGCUAUUAUUAAUUGCUUCUCUGCCUUUGGCUAAGAUUGAGUAUAGAUGUACACUAUUAUUAGAAUUGGAGUACUUUCAGAAGCCCUGUUCUGGUAUUGGGUCAUAGCUGACCACACUCCAGCUCACCCUCACCCUGCUACUAUAUUUCAUCCACAUUCCUGCCACCUGAAUUUAGGAGGUAACUUUAAAGCUUUCCCCCAUUCCUAAGGUUUCAGGAGAACUUACUAUAACAGGUAGGAACUCCAAAGCAAAGUUCAUUUUUCUCACUUUGUGUUACCUAGGACUCGUCUUGGUAACUAAAUAAGUACACUUACCUCCCAUCACACUGUCUUUGACAGCCAAUUUCUACACCAAUUUUGACACCUUAUCCUUUGCUUAGGCCCAUCCCUUUUUGACACACUUUGAUGAUGUUGGAUAGUCAGGCUUAACCCCUGUGGCAUCCUUAAGAGGCAGACAUCAUAGUUGUAGUCAAAGUCCUUCAUUGGGAAAAAGAUUAGGAAUAAGAGCUGAAGAGCGGGGAGCUCCCCUUCCUAGGGACACAGGUACUGCUUGGCAGCUGGAGGGAACAGGGCUUCACCAUGAUUACAUUUCCUCUUCCCCUGGUUCCUGACCAUUGCUAAGCCCAUCUUCACCUCCCUAUGCCCUCCACCCUCCACUUGCUAUAACAUGCCAACACAGUCUUCCACAGCAGAUAGCAGCACCUCCUGCCAAUUUUGCUUUUAUUCCAAGACUAGUACAUUGGGCUUCAGCUGACCCAAGUCUGUGAUGGGAAAGGAGAGGCAACGAGGGAAGGAGACGGGGUGACAUUGGGCACAAGGUAACAAAAAGUGAUGCAGUUCGGCAGGGUGACUUGCAUGAGGCUUUGGGCCCUAGAACUUAGCCUGGCGUUAGAUAUGACUAUAUAGAAUGAAUGAAUCUUCCAGUCAUUUAGCCAGUUGACAUAAUUCUUAGAACCUUGAAUGGCUUGGGGCUGCUAAAGAGGGGGAGGCAAAAAUGUAGGCUGUGACUGUCCCUUCCUUAAAGCAUCCUUCUACCAACCCUCACUACUCUGAGUUCUCUGAACUCACUGACAUGUUGAUCUGCCCACCCCUUUUUCUUCCCUGUACUUAGUCCCCUCCCACUGAGAGCCCUUUCUUCUCUUACCAAGACCACAUUCCCACAGAUUACAAGAUUCACGUUCUUGUGAAGACCUGCACAAAAUCCCCAGGGCUGGAGAGCACCUGCCCCAUCCCAUGGGAGAGCAGGCUUCCUGGCACCAGAAAAGCAUGUCAUAUGUGAUGGAGGCCGAAGACUAACAGCUGCAUGUGAAAUGCUGCCAAUUAAUUUUUUUUUUUAAUUGUAAAUGCUGUGCAACCUGAACCAAAGUCAUUUGAAGGCAAGAUCCAAUUCAGAGGCUAUCAGUUUUCAAACCCUGGUCUAGAGACUACCUCACCGGAAGUGCUCGACAUGGUCCUGCAUGUUGGUCAGGCUCACUAAGUAGGACGGUGCUCUUUCUCUUUUCAUCACUUAUACCCUAGCACCUCGGAGAGGCAGAAACCAGGACACUAGGUUAUUCUGGAUAGAAGGCAGGAGUGGAGGGCCUUACCGAUGGAGGUAAAGUGUGGUCCACCUGAUGACAAAGAGGGCUCCUUUGGGGAGAGCUGUCGCAGGGUUCUGGUAACAAAAGUUGAACCAUUAAUGAAGAGGGAGAAUAUGCUUUAUGCCUGGACAUCCUUCUCACCUUGAGGUCCCCAGAGAUAUUGAUCCCAAUGAAUACCCCAUGGCUAAGGAGAAGAUGGGAAACAUACCAAAGAAACUGCCUUCCAGACCAUGCCAUUAUUUUCCAAGAAAAUGCUUCCAACAUAAAAGUGCAGGGAGAAAAGAUGGAGUUUUGAAGAGUAUCUCUGGCUUCCCUUCAUUCAGCCAAGAUUAUUACGCCUCUGCUAAGUUUAGUGCCAGUAACUUAGGUGAUGGUGGGAAGAAUAAGGGAAUUUUGCAAACUAGCCAGCCUAGGAACUUACAGGCUUCGAGUGGUCUGACGGUCAGUUUGCAAAUUGAAUACAGAAUCAGAACUCAAGGGGUCUUUUCUGAAGAGGUUUGGGCUAAUGAGCUCAGUCCCUGCUCCAAGGGGAGGUAUUCAUUCCCUUUAGUGCAUUUCUCAGCCAUCUUCCCACUAUCUCACCUUGGUACCCAAAGAAGUCAGUGGCUGGGGUUUGUGGGAGGAAUGUUGCAAGCUGGUAGCUGAUAGAGGAGGAUAAGGAAGAAGAUAAUUUGGACCUGAAAUACCACAAGUGAAGAAAAAGGAGAAAUGUGAGUGGAAGGAAAGGAGUAACAAUCUACUUCACCUCCUUUCUUUGUCCCAUCUUCACUCUCCCCUCCUUUCCCACCAGUCUUUUCCAUGAGUGUGGCUAAAUGGGAGUCCUUUUUCUUCUUGCCUCAAACAGCAGUGUCCCUUCGCAUUCCGGGGGGGGGGCGUGAAUCUCAAGAUUAUAAGUAUCUGGAAGCAAGAAACAGAAUUUCUCAUCUGGUAGUCUUAUCUGGUGCUCAUCCCAACAGAUCUUAAGAAUGAGUCCUACUUUCCCCUUGAAGAACUGACAUGAGGAGUUUCUUCCAGCAAAACUGUCCAGUUUCAGAUCUGGGCCCCUGGAAAUCUGCUCUGCCAGCUACACACACACAUACAUACAAACGUACAUUUCCUCACAUUUGGCCCCUCCCAGAUCUGUGCAGAUCUCAAAGCCAUCCCCUCAGCCUUCUCCCCAUGCCCCUCCCCGACUUUAAUUCCAGCGCUUGCCUUAGACUCCCAUGCCCAGAAAGGUGGUCACAGUCACCAUGCCCACUACCUGCCACUCAUUUUCGGGAUCCAUGUGUCACAGCUGCACCUGAUACUUCUAGAAGUGCAGAACACGGAGGCUGGGGUCAUAGAGACUUAACGGACCAAUUUGAUGCCUCCAUCUGAUUCUUAAAAUGACUCGCCCAGGCUACAGUCAUAAAAAAUGCAGGCUGGUGGCCAGCUGGCUUGAGAAAGGAUGCACCAAGGGAGGGGAUGGGCAGUACUCAGAGCAGGUCCAAAAGGGUGUCCACGAAGCCUGCCAUGUGCCAAGCCACAGCUACUGGGUUGAGAAAAGUGAAAAUGAUCCUGAAGAAACUCAAGUCUGGGACCCAAUCUGUAUGAGAUAAAAAAAAAAAAAAAAGUACAUGUCACCUGAUCAGAACAGUCUGAUCUCAGCGAUUCCUUACAGGCCCUGAGGUAACCGAGUGGUAAGACAUCAGCCUUGAUUUUGCCAUAGUGGAGAUGGCGAGAUAGGCUGGUGAUGGUAGUGACUGAAGCUGAUAGCAGGAUAAUGAGCCGUGAGCCCUAGGGUGGGGAUAGGAGUAGGCCCCUUUAAUUCACUCAGGGCGAAUCCUGUAAUCCCUUCCUACUGCCCAGCAGAGCCCUGAGCUCACGCCUGUGCCCACCUGAGCAGUGACCCAAGGCAGCAGCAGGUAGAGGAUAAUGCCCCAGGUGUUGAGCAUGCAGCAGACCUGGUGGGGCAGGGUGGUGAGGGAGAAACUGAGGUCACCCUCAGCCCUCUCCUCCCUCCCACAGAAAUACCCUCUGAGAACUCUGAGCGACGUUCUCUCUCCCCUGUCUAGACCCUCAACCUUUGGGAACCCUGAGCUACCACUAACCCAGUGGAAGUGCACGAGGGCCUUGCCAGGCCCAGCCCCCACAUUCUCCCAUCAUCUUGGGAGUGUGGCUUGGUGUGGGGCCCCUCUGCAGAGGUGGGAGCCCGGCUAGCCCCUGACUGAGACAGCGAAGAUGAGGCUGAGGUGCCCAGACCCUUCUGCAGCCAGCACAUCAGCAACCAGGAGGAAGGCCAGUAGACCUGGAGGUUUGUCAGGGUGGGGCAUGUCAGUCCCAAGGCUUUAAUGGAGGGUGUCCCUAGCCCAUCCAGUCCAGGACUCUGGUCCCCACUAUCUGGUCGUUUCGCUCUCUCGCCAGGGACCCUACCGUGGUCUUAAAGGAAACCCCCAGCAGGGGUGGGGCACCUAGGGUGGUAGCCCUAACACUAGCCCCUUCCCCUUCCCCACCCACGAGGGACCCAGCGGGUUACGUUUGCAUUUCACAUCGGUGCUGUUCGCUCCAGGGUCCCAGUUUCAUCGUUGCAGGGAAAAUUCAAGUCAAAACCCAGGAAUGACCCCAAACGUGCUUCACUGCUCUCGCCCCCGUUUCCGCGGGUCUAUGCGGUCCAGUCUUCACCCACCCGCCCCAGCGCGGUCCGAGGAACACAGCCUUUCCGUCCUGCCUCACUCCACCCAACCCCCGCACCCUCCGGCAUCCGAGUUUGCCUCGCUCAGCGGCAGGACAUGACCUACAGAUGGAAGGGGAUAGGCGGUCAUCUCAGGACCGGGCCCAGGAGGAUUGGGUGUCGGACUUCGGACACCCGGAGCCCAGGCCCACGCCUGCCAGCGCCGGCUAAAAUUAGCGGGUGCGGCCGCUCGCUCGGUUGCGGGCGAGUCCCCGCUGCCACGCCGCCCGACGCAGAGCAAGCUCGAGUGAGAGGGCGAGCGGCCGCUGGUGUCUCGGGAAGCAAUCCAGUGAACGUAGGCCAUGAGCGUCUCGGCCUCGGAACACCGUGCCUCGGACCGGGGGCGCGUCUCCCUGCCCAUCCAGAAGGAUGGUCGUGGCUUCCCUUCGCCCGGCCGGAGACACCCGCCCUGGCCUCAGACCCCGGACGAGGAUCCCAGUUUGCCCCCCUUUCCUCUGGAAGAGCCCGGUCCCAGGUCCGUGGCCCCAGGGGACCUCCCCUCUCCCGCCUGGUCCCUGGAGGAGGAGGACGAUGACGAGGAAGACGCGGCGGAGCCCGAGGGGCUGCGCAGCGAGGAGCAUCCGAGCCAAUUUUUCGCGGAGGCACAGCGGCUGCGGGAGCAGAGGUUGUUGCUGGAUGAAGAGGUGUCAGUGGCGGGGCGAGUCUACGGGGUGCAUCGGGUGAUCUUGGCCGCAGUUAGCAGCCUUUUUCGAGGCAGGCUGCUGGACGGCAUUGGUCCGCGACCCCCCGUCAGCCUCGACGUGGCCCCCAAGGCCUGGGAGGCCGUGCUGACCUUUGCCUAUGAGGGAGUGCUCAAUCCCGUCCCGCUGAGGCAGGUGCUGGCGGCAGCCAAGGCCCUGGGAGCACCCCGAGUGGAGGCCGCGGCCCAGCGGCAGCUCAAGAAGGCUGGACGCGCCCAGGACGAAGAAAAGCAGCCCAGCCAGGAGGAGGAGCUGAGGGAGAACCUGCGCAGCAUUGAGCUCUUCUACCAAGAGGGCGUCGGGUGUGACUUGGAGCUGGAAGCAGGCGGCUGCAGGCUGAGGGUGCACCGAGCAGCCCUGGCCUGUGGCAGCGAGUUCUUUGGGGCCAUGCUCCUGAGUGGGAUGAGGGAAUCCCAGGGCACACAGGUGUCUCUCCACACCAUCUCUGCCCAGGACCUGCGACUCCUCGUCUCUUUUGCCUACUCUGGGGUUGUGCGGGCAAGAUGGCCAGGACUACUGAGAGCUGCCCAGGCUGCCCUGCAGUACCAGAGCUCUUCCUGCCUAGCUCUGUGCGAGACAGCCUUGGCACGGGGCCUCAGCCCUGCCCGUUGCCUGGCCCUCUUCCCCAUGGCCGAAGUCCCCGGAUUGGAGAGGCUCUGGAGCAAAGCCCGUAAUUACCUCCUCACCCACCUGCCCGCUGUGACCUUGUGCCCCACGUUCCCUUCUUUACCGGCUGCCUGCCUGGCUCAACUCCUGGAAAAUGAUGAACUACACUUGCAGGAGGAGUUUGAGGCCUUUGCGGCUGCACGAUGUUGGCUCGCAGCCAACCCUGAGACCCAGGAGUCAGAGGCCAAGGCCCUGCUUCGAUGUGUCCGCUUCGGCCGGAUGUCCACCAAGGAGCUCCGGCGAGUUCGGGCGGCUGGGCUGCCUCCGCCCCUGCCCCCAGACUUGCUGUGUCAACUGAUAGUGGAGUCGGAGAUUCCAGGUCAGGAGAGGCGGAGGGAACCGGACCAGGCUUUGGUAGUGAUUGGUGGAGACGGGCUCAGAUCAGACAUGGCCAUAAAAGAGCCAUCCCGAGGAGUGUGGUGGGCCCGGGCCUUCCGCUGCGGCAUGGGGCUGGUCCGAACUGUGGAGUGGGGCCGGCUGCCUGCCCUGCCUGCCCCAGGACGCUUCCGGCAUGGGGCCGUGAGCCUGGCAGGAAGUGAAAUCUACGUGUGUGGGGGACAGGAUUACUACAGCCACGCCAACACCUUGGCUUCUACUCUCAGGUGGGACCCCAGUCAAGAGGACUGGAAGGAGAUGGCACCUUUGUGCCAGGCUCGGAGUUUUUUCCCCCUGGUGGCACUGGAUGGACUACUUUAUGCCCUGGGUGGACGAGCCAAUGGUGUUGCCCUAAACUCUGUGGAGACCUAUGACCCUGAGCUCAACGUCUGGAGGCCAGCACCUGCACUUCCAGCACCACGCUUUGCCCAUGCAGCUGCUAUUUUGGAGGGCCGAUUGUACAUAAGUGGUGGCUGCAACGGGAAUAGCCAAUGCCUGGCCUCAUUACUGCACUAUGACCCUAAACUUGAGAAACCAGGGACACUUCUGAGCCCUAUGGGGGUAGCUCGAGCUGGCCAUGUCAUGGCUGCUCUGGGUGGGCGGUUGUAUGUAGCAGGUGGGUUAGAUGAGACUGGGGACCUGCUGAGCUUUGAAGCUUAUGACCCAAAGACUGAUAGCUGGACUCACCUGGUACCUCUGCCCUCCCCCCACGUGGGAGCUGCAGGGGCUGUGCUGCAGGGAGAGUUCCUGGUGCUGGGGGGCUACAGCCACCUUACUUACGCCCUCUCCCACCUUAUCCAUGCGUACUCUCCGGGCCUGGGCCGAUGGCUCUGCCUGGGAACUCUGCCAAGGCCGCGGGCUGAGAUGCCUGCCUGCAUCCUGACUCGGCCCACUGUGCAGCACAUAGGUUUAGGUCCCACAGGGCACCAAACCAAACCUGCCGGGUGAGUGUGGAGCAGCAGCAGUGGGUGGGGGAGGAAGGGAUAAGAUAUAUCAUGAGAGAAGGACCGAGAUGAAGGGGAGACAAAGAGAAGUCUUUUUUUCAGGAUAGUAUUUUAUUCUAGUACAGUGCUUUACAACUCAUAAACUGCUUUUGAAUAUAUGAUCUUCAUGGAAGAAAAGGUGGCUCCAGAAUUGCCAGGGAAAGGGCGUUGAGGAAGGGGAACAGCUGAAUGCCUAGGUAAGGAGAGGAGACCCAGAAGCGACUGUACAAGGUUUGGGGAUCCUGGUAGUAUUUCUAGCGGGAACAGCACAUCUAGCUGGAAGACAGUCAAGAAGCUCCAGUAGCCACAGUAUAGGGGCUAUGAGAGGACAACCGGGAAAAGGAGGAUCCUGACCAUGGAACAAGGAGCAAAUCAUUUAAAGGCCAUCUAUGAAUGAGUUUGAGGAGUCGGGGGGCAUGGGGCAGGGAGGACUGUAAUCGCUGAGUCCUUCCCCUUUCCAGUUUUUGCUCCUCUCUUCUCUCCAAUCCCUGGGUCACCUGAACCCUUUGACAAUAUUGUUUCUCAGGUGACUUGUAGGCACAAUCUAGAGUCUCCUCAGUCCAGACACCACAGGCUGCCCCUAGAGCCUCUUGGUAUUUAAUCGGAGGCAGAAGUUCCCAUCUGGACCUGGCACAGCACAGGGGUGAGAUGCCAGGGCACUAAGGUGGGAGUGCUGCAUGUGGGGAAGACGAGGAGGAAAGAAGCAAAGUGGGGAGGCGCCACAGUGGAAAGGGGUUUGAGGGGAACGGGGGUAGAAUAAGUCAGCAGCUUAACUGGCUUCUUUCCUUCCCUUUGGGGUCAAUUGAGGGAUUAGGAGUGAAAGGAGGACAGUGUGAUAUGAGGUUGUGGGAGGAAGUGGUAGGGAGAAGAGUGAGAGGCAGAGAAGACAUGGAAAAUUGGUUUUCCUCUGUUCUGUGCCUUUCCUCCAGACUUUUUUGAAUCCGUUUCCCUUUUUCUUGGCAGGGAACAUUGAGUCAGAUGCUUUCUCUCUCACUUUCUCCAACCUACUUUUCCUUCCUUUUUCUUCUUCUUCCUUUCUCUCCUCCUUUCUCCCUCACAGUUGUUUAUUCCUUAUUAUAUGUCAGGAACUAUAUGAGACACUAAGGACACAGAGGUCAGAGAGCUCCUGACCAGCAGACAGACUUGUAAACAAAUACUAGUUUUUCAGUGGACUUAGAAGUGUGAACUCUUCCCUCACAUCUCUCAUACACACUUAGCCUAUGAGAGCCCAUCCCCUGAGGAUGGAAGAGUGAACUGUGCCCAGGGAAGUCUUCUGUUACAGAAGGCAGCAUCAUCAGAUGCGUGUGGUUUGAACUGGAUCUUGAAGGCUGCCUGGUUCACCAGUCGGAAAAGGAGGAAGACAUUCCUGAUAGAGAAAGGAAGCAAGUGGGGAAUGUAGUGCUCUGUGUCUCCAUAGCAAAGGGGAAGUUAGAAUUCCAGCGGUUCUUCAGAGAAUUCUGCUGCUGUGGCCAACCGUCUUUCUUCUCUGGAGCCUUUCUGAAGACAAUUGCUUUCACUUAAUGAUUGUAUAUUCCCUCCCUCCACAACCCCCCUAAAUCUUUUCUGUAUGAUAUUUCCAUUUCUCUGAAUGGAAAUAUCAUACAGCUGAGGACAAAGGGCAGCUUUCGACAAAGGGCAAGUUCUUUGCAUAGAUCAAUCUUCUGCUGCCAUUGUUCAUUAAGAAUCUCAUACUCCUGCCUUAACCAGUUUGGCUCAGUGGAUAGAGCAUCGGCCUGCAGACUGAAGGGUCCCAGGUUCGAUUCUGGUCAAGGGCCUGUACCUUGGUUGCAGGCACCUCCCCAGUAGGGGGUGUGCAGGAGGCAGCUGGUUGAUGUUUCUCUCUCAUCGAUGUUUCUCUCUAUCCUCUCCCUUCCUCUCUGUAAAAAAUCAAUAAAAUAUAUUUUUUAAAAAAAGAAAAAAAAGAAUCUCAUACUCCUAAGGUUGAGAAGAAGGAGCCCCAUCGUACCUCUAUUCAUCCUGGCCUGAGGGGUACUUGAAAUGUUUGUUAUUGUUGUUGUUUUAGAUAGUAUUAUUUUAUUAAGGUUAUUUUCUAUAUCUAUUUAGGAGCAUAGUUGAAAAUGAGGAGGGGUAAGUAGGAUUUUUAAUAGAAAAGAGAAGAAAGAUCAAAGAACACAGGGAAGAAGGAAAUCGGAAGCAUUGAGAAACUAUAAGAAUUGAGUCUUGCCCUGGCUGGUGUGGCUCAGUUGGUUGGGCUUCAUUCCAUGCACCAGGAGGUUGUUGGUUCAAUUCCCUGGUCAAGGACACAUGCCUGGGUGUUAGGCUUGAUUCCUGGUAGGUGGCAUGCAGGAGGCAGCCGAUAGAUAUUGUGCUCUCGCAUUGAUGUUUCUAUCUCUCUCCCUCUCCCUUCCUCUCUAAAAAUCAAUAAACUAUUCUUAAAAAAAAAGAAAAAGAAUUGAGUCUUUAGGGUGAACUCUGAACAUAUUUAUAUGAUUUGUAUGCAAAGAUAGGCUUAAAUAAAGGCUUUCCCAUGAUUGAA